CUGUUUGCUUCCAGUGUGGAAGGAAAGAGUUCUCCCAGUGAAGUGUUGGUCUGUACAACAAGCCCAGACAGGCCAGGACCUCCAACCAGACCUGUUAUUCAGGGGCCGAUAACAUCUCACGGCUUUAGUGUGAAGUGGGAUCCUCCACAGGAUAAUGGUGGUUCAGAAAUCCUAAAGUAUCUACUAGAGAUUUCUCAAGGAAGUCCAGAAGCAAAUCAGUGGGAAGUGGCGUAUAGUGGAUCGGCUACAGAAUAUACCUGUACUCACUUGAAACCAGGCACUUUGUAUAAACUCCGGGCAUGCUGUAUCAGCACCGGCGGACACAGUCAGUGUUCUGAAAGUUUACCUGUCCGUACACUAAGUGUUGCACCAGGUCAUUGCCGGCCACCAAGAGUUUUGGGGAAGCCAAAGCACAAAGAAGUACAGCUACAAUGGGAUGUGCCUCCCUCAGAAAGUGGCUGUCCCGUCUCAGAGUACAGCGUAGAAAUGACAGAACCCGAAGAAGUUGUUUCUGAGGUCUAUCAUGGCCCUGAUCUGGAGUGCACCGUCAGCAACCUCCUUCCUGGAGCAACGUACCGGUUCAGAGUGAGAGCCUUAAACGAUGGCGGGUACGGGCCGUAUUCGGAAGCGACAGAAGUCACCACGGCAGCGGGACCGCCCGGCCAGUGCAGAGCUCCUUCCCUCUCCUUUCUGUCCAACACACGUGUGCUUGUAAGCUGGGAGAGUCCUGAAUGUUCUGGUGCUGACAUCUCUGAAUACAGAUUAGAGUGGGGAGAAGAUGAGGAAUCUCUACAACUUGCAUAUAAUGGCACAGAUACCUGUUUUGAAAUCGGUGAACUGUCAGCUGCGGCACAUUACUGCUGUAGGCUACAGGCUAUUAACCAGGCAGGAGCUGGACCCUACAGUGACCUGGUAACCUGCAGAAUCCCCGCAUCUGUGCCUGAUGCAGUCUCUACCCUCUCCGUGCUGGAGGAUGAGCACGUGGAUGCCUGUCAGCUCUCACCCUCUGUGUGCCUUGUACUGAACUGGGAAGAACCAUGCAGUAAUGGAGCCGAGAUUACAUCGUACAACAUUGACCUGGGUGACAUCAGCAUUCCAGUAGGAAAUGUUACAACCUACGUUAUUGAUGAUUUGCUUCCAGAAACCUCAUACCGAAUCAGGAUCCAGGCUGUCAAUGAAAUUGGAGCUGGACCAUUUAGCCACUUUAUUAAAGCAAAAACCAGGCCGUUACCACCCUUACCUCCUCGGUUGGAGUGUGCUGCAGCAGGUCCUCAGAGCCUGAAGCUGAAAUGGGGAGACAGCAGUUCCAAGCUUCAUGCUACCGAUGACAUGGUCUAUAUCUUGCAGAUAGAAGACAGAAACAAAAGGUUUAUUCCGAUUUACAGGGGACCAAGUCAUACGUACAAGAUACAAAGGCUGACAGAAUCCACCUGUUACUCGUUCAGAAUACAGGCGGUCAAUGAUGCUGGGGAGGGACCUUUCUCAGAAAUAUGUACCUUCUGCACAACUAAGUCAGUCCCACCUGCAAUCAAAGCCCCUCGAGUGACACAGCUGGGAGGGAACGCCUGUGAAAUUACCUGGGAAAUGGUCCCACCCAUGAGGGGAGAUCCUGUUGGUUAUGUUCUGCAGGUACUGGUUGGAAGAGAAUCGGAAUACAAGCAGGUCUACAAGGGAGAAGAGACCACAUUCCACAUCUCAGGCCUUCAAGUCAACACAGACUAUCGGUUUCGCGUCUGCGUCUGCCGCCGGUGCUUGGAUACCUCACAGGAACUUAGUGGACCUUUCAGCCCAUCCGUUGCCUUUAUGCUUCAGCGAAAUGAGAUCAUGCUUGCAGGAGAAAUGGGAAGCAUAGAUGAUCCGAAGAUCAAGAGCAUGAUUCCUACUGAUGAACAGUUUGCAGCCCUCAUUGUUCUUGGCUUUGCAAGUUUGUCGAUUAUAUUCGCCUGUAUAUUACAAUACUUCUUUAUGAAGUAGAGAAUUCAAUGGAAGUUUGAGAGACAAAUUUAACUAAUGCUACGCAUUAUAAUCCACACAUUUAUUCAGAUAUUCCUUUUUUUGAAAUCCUUUUGUUCUACCAUACAUUUUAUAUACUUCUCUUGUUUUUACAGUUCUAGCUUGAAGAAAGAUAAAUCAGUGUCUUGAUGCACCUUUUUGAAAUUCAAAACUAAGAAGUGGUCAAACUGGAGAAACAAGCAAACCAGAUACCAAAUCAAGGUUAUUGGGUUGGUUUUUUUUCCUUCACGGCUUCAAAAUUGUCACCGAUACGCCUUUUCAACGUCGUUUUGGGUUUUUUUUCACUGAAGUUCAUACAGUCUCUUAUUUUACCUUACGAUUUAGGGAAUUUUAAUCAUGAGUCUCUUCUUUUUCCUUCUAAACAUUAGUCACAAGUGUGUUUAGUGGUAAGACUAGAAUACAGUACCAGGUUCUCCUUAAACAGUAUUAGCCAUGUUGCCUGUGAAUUAUUCACUACACCUGCCCCUCGUUUUUUCAAGACAAAAUGUAAGUUGGUAUUUUAACUGUUUAGUGCAUUUAAAUCGGAGCAAUAUCCUGCAGUCAAAAAAACUUUUUAAUUCUCUGUUAUUUUUACAGUUACAACACUAUAAACUGCCUGUAUACGAAAUCAAAUAGCCAAACUGCAUAUAAGUUAUGAAGCAUUUUAGAUUUUUUUUUACCAUUUUUUGAUUCCUAGCAUUAAUUUUAAGUAAGAGGGCAUUGUGCAAUAGUUAGCUAUUCCCAUGUUCAGCUAUUUAAAAGCUGCUUUAACUUGUCUGUUUGUCACUGUAUAUAACUAUCCCUAAUCUAAUACUAGAUAUUAGUCUGUAAUGUUCAGCCUGAUUUAUAUGAUUAGAGCUGGUGACAGCUUACUGCCUCUACUGAAUUAGGUGAGAUUUACACUCAGUGUAAGCAAACUUUACUGUCAGUUGAUCUUUUUAUUAUUAUUAUUAAUUUUUGGAGGGGUAUCCAUUUUAUGGAACUUUUUUAGAGGCAUCGGAAAUGAGAUCUGUUUAUCUUAAAUACCUUCAGUGGGUGUCUGUGCUAUUCUUAGCACACUGCUAAUUGAAAUGACUUGGUACACGACAAAAUUCAGACGAGAGUCGUGCCCUGAUGGCAGUGUCCCCCCCCCCUCCUGCCUGCCCCUUCCGAGAUACACGUUUUAAUCCACCGAGAU
Molecule: messenger RNA, 3169 nt
Organism: Eurypyga helias (sunbittern)
Lineage: Eukaryota; Metazoa; Chordata; Aves; Eurypygiformes; Eurypygidae
Gene: FNDC3B
Product: fibronectin type III domain containing 3B
Exons: 12
Molecular function (GO): protein binding
Source: RefSeq, a predicted model, not a curated record